Messenger RNA from Emericellopsis cladophorae, 1182 nucleotides. RefSeq lists its product as uncharacterized. The record is from RefSeq and is a predicted model, not a curated record. The transcript has 3 exons. The coding region runs from base 1 to 1182 and encodes 393 amino acids. Lineage: Eukaryota; Fungi; Ascomycota; Sordariomycetes; Hypocreales; Bionectriaceae.
AUGUCUGGCAAGACCAUGAGCACAGAGGGCCUCGACCCCAACGACAGCAACGUCCACCUCGUGUAUAUCCCCGCCGCGGUCUUUGUCAUCAUAUGUCCCGUCCUCGUCGCCCUGCGCGUGUGGGCGCGUCUACGGGGAGGUGGUAGCAUGGGCCCCGAUGACUACGCUGCCAUUGCGGCUCUGAUCUUCGUGCUCCUCCUGAGCGGCUUUCUCGUGGCCGCCUGCCAGUAUGGCAUGGGGAGACACAUGGCCUUCCUCGAGCCCGAGGUCAAGUACGAGACCAUGAAGUUCUUUUACCUCGCGCAGGUCGUCUACAAGGCCGCCAUCAACCUCUCCAAGGUCUGCAUCCUGCUGCUCUACAUGCGCAUCUUCAACAAGAUCCGCUGGUUCCGCUUCGCCUGCUGGGCCCUGCUGGGCUGCGUCGGCAGCUACAUGGUCGCCUCUGUCUUUGCGACCAUCUUUCAGUGCGCGCCCAUUGAGCGCUCCUUUGACAAGUCCAUCGAGGGCACCUGCGUCGACAACAGCCAGUUCUGGUACGCCAACGCCGGCUUCUCCAUCGCCACGGACGUGAUCAUCCUGCUGCUGCCCAUGCCGCUCGUCUACCAGCUGCAGGUCCCCUGGCCGCAAAAGGUGGCCCUCAUGGCCGUCUUUGCCCUCGGCAUCUUCGUCGUCGUCACCUCGUGCCUGCGCGUCACCACCCUCGACAUCCUCGCCACCACCCCGGACACCACCUACGACAUUGCCAACGUCAUGUGGACCAUUAUCGAGCCCAACAUCGCCGUCGUCUGCGCCUGCCUGCCCAUCCUGCGACCCUUUAUCGUCAAGCUCAUCCCCAUGCUGCGCAGCAAGGGCUACUCCAACAACCCGUACGCCACACCCGGCUACGGCAUCGGGACGCACAAGUCUCGCGGCCUCGGCACCCAGGUCGGCGGCACCCAGGUCCGCGGUGGCGGUGGUGACGAUGAUGCGCACUGGGUUGAGAUUGGUGGCGGCAAGAAUGACGGCAUGGUCAUGACCACCAUGCAGAGGAACAACUCGGUCGCUGGCAGCCAGGACAGCAUCCUCGGCGGCAAGACGGCCAACGACACCAUCCAUCACGGGGCUGGCAAUAGGAACAGCGACGGGCACGAGGGGAUCCAGAAGACGGUGGAGUACACGGUGCAGUAUUCGAAUAAGGACUGA